Molecule: messenger RNA, 983 nt
Organism: Emericellopsis atlantica
Lineage: Eukaryota; Fungi; Ascomycota; Sordariomycetes; Hypocreales; Bionectriaceae
Exons: 2
Coding region: 137-661 (174 amino acids)
Cellular component (GO): mitochondrion; membrane; cytoplasm
Source: RefSeq, a predicted model, not a curated record
UCGCGCAAGCUUUUGAAAUUUGAACUCAGGGGGUAGAGUAUAGACGCUCGCUCGCUCACUCACUCUUCACUGGAACAUUAAAGUUCAGUCCGUCGCAUCAACACUACCCUUUCGAGUUGUAUAUCCAACAGCCACAAUGUCUGGCUUCAUUCGCUGGUACAACGGCCGCCUCGCCGCGCGCCCCCUGCUCACCCAGGCCGUGACCACAUCCGUGCUCUUCGCCACGGGCGACAUUACGGCCCAGCAGCUCGUCGAGGGUCGCGGCCUCCAGAAGCACGACCUCACACGCACGGGCCGCAUGGCCCUCUACGGCGGCUGCGUCUUUGGUCCCGCGGCCACGACCUGGUUCGCCUUCCUCGCGCGCAACGUGAACCCCCGGAACCCGCGCCUGACGACCCUCUCGCGCGUGGCCUGCGACCAGCUCCUCUUCGCGCCCGUCGCCAUCGGCGCCUUCCUGAGCAGCAUGUCCGUCAUGGAGGGCGGCAGCCCCAGCCGCAAGCUGCAGACGACCUGGUGGCCCGCGCUCACGGCCAACUGGUGCGUCUGGCCGUUUGUGCAGUUUGUCAACUUUACCUUUCUGCCGCUGCAGCACCGUCUGCUCUUUGCCAAUGUCAUCUCCAUUGGGUGGAACAGCUACCUGAGCUGGGUGAACAACAAAUAAGGCCGUGCCCUUGCCGUCUUUUGAUCGCUCUUUUCUUCCGUUGCCUUUCUUUCUGCGCGAGGUCUGCUUUGCCUGGGAACACGAUGGGAGCUAUAGAUCAUGGUUUGGCGUCAUUCGCACUUUCUGCAUACUAGAGGGUUCUUUUUUUCGGAUAGAGUCAUAGAGGCAUUGUUGGCGAAGAUGCCUGGUAUGCUAUUGCGCUGAGAAUUGCAAGUUAAAGCAUACGUUGUAAUGGAAGGACAUCAACCUGCGACUCGUGACUACGUGGUGAUACUCUUCUCAGCCUCAUUGGAGACGGACGUACUCCAAGUCUCCAACUCGG